This is a messenger RNA of Chrysochloris asiatica (Cape golden mole), 2070 nucleotides long. It is a transcript of the gene CAPN14, whose product is annotated as calpain 14. Gene Ontology annotation, molecular function: calcium-dependent cysteine-type endopeptidase activity. Gene Ontology annotation, cellular component: cytoplasm. Lineage: Eukaryota; Metazoa; Chordata; Mammalia; Afrosoricida; Chrysochloridae. The record is from RefSeq and is a predicted model, not a curated record. Gene Ontology annotation, biological process: proteolysis.
AUGGCCCAGGCGCGCAGCUCUAGGUCCCUAGGGCGACAGAGCGGGACCCGGAGGGAUGCUAAAGCAGCGCUGCUCCUUCAGGGCCGAGAAGGCGGCACAGUGUUGCAAGCGAACAGCUCAGCAUCCGCAGCAACAUCCCGCAGCCAGAGGCGCGGGUUUAAAUGCCCUGCCUUGCAGGAAGCCGGCUCGCAGAGGAAGUACCCGAGUAUUGGCAAGUUCGGGCCGGCGCAACGAAAUCUGUCGGGCGACGCUGGUCAGGGCGUCGCCAUGUUUGUGGGCAGGCGCUCAGCUCAGGACCGCGGCAGCUGCAUGGGAAGGGAUGCAGUCCAGUGGGAAAACUCUGGGAAGAGGAAGUCGGGAAGGAAAAACUUGGUGGGGAGCUCUUCUUAGCUCCCCAAAGAGGACUAUGAGACCUUGCUGGAAAGCUGCCUGAGAAACCACUAUCUCUUUGAAGACAUCAGCUUUCCAGCCACCCUGAGCUCCAUCCAUCAUGGGUCCUUACUACAGAAGCUGCCAGCCCACCUACAGUGGAGGAGGCCUCCAGAGUUGCACAGCAAUCCCCAGUUCUAUUCUGCCAAGGCCAAAAGGCUGGAUCUGGGCCAGGAAAUGGUAGGAAGCAGACUCUGUGGCUCCUAUGAAGAUUUGCAGUCUGGACAGGUGUCUGAAGCCCUUGUGGACUUCACUGGGGGGUGGGAGGAGCGACAUUGACCUGGCAACCUGUGGGACAUCCUAACCCAAGGUACCUACAGCAGAACCCUCGUUGGCUGCCAGACCCACUCAGGGGAAGAGAGAGUGCUGGAGAAUGAGCUAGUGUAUGGUCAUGCCUAUACACUCACAGGAUCCAGAAAGUGGGUGACCUACAGAUAUUGACCCAAAUAUCUAGUCAAGCUGCAGAAGCCCUGGGGGAAGGUAGAAUGGAAAGGAGACUGGAGUGACAGCUCAAAUAUAUGGGAGCUGCUGUGUCCCAAAGUGAAGAUUCUGCAGCAGAGGAAAGGUGAAGAUGGAGAAUUCUGGAUGAUAUUGCAGGACUUUAAAGCAUAUCUUGUGCUUCUGGUCAUCUAUAAACUGACUCCAAGCUUGUUGAAUAUGGAGGCUGGCCAGAGGUGGACAUACACCAUACAAGAGGGGAGAUGGGUCAAGGGGAGCACAGCUGAUGACAGGCUGAAGCCGUCCUGAGACACAUUUUGGAAGAACCCACAAUUCCUGCUGUCUGUCUAGAAGCCCAAGUUGGGCAGGAAGCCCCUACAUCCCUGCAGUGUGCUGGUACCUCUGCUCCAGAAGACCAGAAACAAGCACCGGAAUCAGAAAUGGCAUCUUGUCAUUGGAUUCUACAUCUUCACGUCACAGUACUAUGGUGACCUAAAGAAAAUUCCCUCUGAAUUCUUUUGGGAAAAUGCUCCCCUGAGUCAAUCUGUGACAUUUCAAACAGAGAAAGAAGUAAGCCAAGAGUUGUGGCUAGACCCAGUAACAUACCUCAUCGUGCCCUGCACAUUUGAGGCCAACCAGGAGGUGGAGUUCAUCUUUAGGGUCUUCUCCAGAAAGCACAGCUUUUAGGAAAUUGGCAGCCAUUCCAAUGUUGUCUUCUCUCAGGAAAUAGUAGAGCAAAAUGAAGGGCAGGAUGAAUUCCUCACCAAGCUCUUUGAAAAGAUAAAUCUGAGUAGCCAGAAGACCAGAUAUCCAGAAAUAACUACACUCCAACUGAAGAAGAUCCUGAACCAGAGGACCUGGUCAAAACUGGGAAGCAUACUGCCCCUCUUCAGCCUCGAUGCCUGCCAGGUGAUCCUGACCCUACUGGACUUAUCUUUCAGUUUUGAGGCUGUGUUCAGUGCAGGCAUGGUGCUCAGUGAUGAUGUCUGCAAGCUGAUGCUCAUCUAUGGCGACCCCAAUCUCUGGCUUGACUUUGUGAGCUCUGUUUACCUGAUGCUUCAUGCCAAGAACAUGGAAGAUGCUUUCCAAAACUUGACCCAAGAUGACAAAGGAAUAGACCUCCAGAAGCCAGAGAGGCAGCAUCACAAAGCGCUGAGCAGUGGACUACAGUGUUGCCGAGAUGCAGCCCUUGCCUGGAGCUGA